CUAAUCGAGCCACGUCGCCGCUAUAUAUUAGGGUUUAUGCAACCCCCAUUUCGAUCAAACCAAUUUUGCACAAGAGAGAAGAGAACACAAAAAUGGCGUCAAGGGUUUCUCUGAAGGCGAAAGGCAAAAGCUCAAAGGGAUCGAAAGGAUCGGAAGAUCGAUCGCUGCUUGAUUCCGCCAAGGAAUGGACAACUUGGGGGUUGAAGAAAACGAAGGUUAUCGCUCAUUACGGUUUCAUUCCUCUUAUUAUCAUUGUUGGUAUGAAUACUGAUCCCAAACCUCAGAUUUCUCAGCUUCUCAGCCCUGUUUAAUCGUUCUUCAAUGGAAUUGGAAGGGAUUAUAUGUAGUUUGUUUGAUUUUGGAUAACUGUUUGAGGCAUAGUAGUAGAAUAAUUACGACGUUUGAAUGUUUUUGUAUUGAUUUGGUUUCGUGUAUCUCAUGUUUAAGCUUUGUUGAGCUGGUGGAAUGUGAUUCUGUUUCUAUGA
Lathyrus oleraceus (garden pea) is the source of this 485-nucleotide messenger RNA. RefSeq names its product mitochondrial import receptor subunit TOM7-1. The transcript has a single exon. The record is from RefSeq and is a predicted model, not a curated record. Gene Ontology annotation, cellular component: mitochondrial outer membrane translocase complex. Lineage: Eukaryota; Viridiplantae; Streptophyta; Magnoliopsida; Fabales; Fabaceae. The coding region runs from base 93 to 311 and encodes 72 amino acids. Gene Ontology annotation, biological process: protein import into mitochondrial matrix.